AACGGUUAAGGACGAGAAAAUGGCGAAGAUAGAGAAGUUGAGGUGACGGCUGAGACGUUACAUGGAAACUUUAAACGAGUUUGACACCUAAAUAAGAUUCGGUGUGUCUCUUUUCGACAUUGGACGUCAAGUUAAUCACAAGAGCGAGCGGUAAAGAUGUCAAACGCGUCGUAGCUAAUUUUAAAUCAUGUUAAUUUGAGUAACGGUAGCUCGUCAGGUAGCUAACGGUAGCUAACUUUAGCAGCUGGUCAAUGGCGUCUCUCUGCCCACACACAAUGUAACCAUGGGAGACGGCGGAGCAACGGCUGUUUUUUUAUGACGUAACGUGUAACGUGCAUAACGCAUAACGUGCAGUUGACGUCAUGGCUUUACACAACCUGGUUUUUAUCAUCGACUUGGAUCAUGGAGGUCAGGAUCCAGGCGAUCAUCGUGACGUCACGAAUCAUCUCAUCAAACGGGGAAUAUUACAAACUCUGCUGCACUUUGGCUACAAGUAUGGGUUUGACAAAGUGCGCUGGGGUUAUAAGUUCUUCCAGUCCAGGACUGGCCGCAAUGCAAGCCUCAUGUCCCGGGGAUCAGACUUCAAGGAGCUGCGGCACAAAACUUUCGAGGACUUCGAGCUGGAGUUUGAAUCAAAGUUUGACUUUAAGGAUAAACCAUGCCCUGCAAGGCAGCAGCAGCAGCCCAAUCAUUCUGUCCAAAAUGCACUAAAAGAGACCCUGCUGGACUUCCAGUGGGACCGGCCGGACAUCACCUCUCCCACCAAACUGUCCCUGAGGCCGCGGAGGUCCAGCCGGGCCGGGAGGAGCAGCAGCAGCGUCUCCCAGGAGGAGGAGGUUUCAAACACCGGGAGGAAUGUGGUGUUUGUUGUGUCUGAGUGUCCCAGAUCCAGGUCGCAGCUGGUGGACUAUGUUUCUCUGGGAAUCCGGGACCUGCCUGCAGAUGUGACGGAGCACAUAUUACCCAGAGGGCUGCACGACAUGCUGGUUCAGAGACAGGUGGUGCUGCACUGGCUGGACACUAGAUCACAGGUGCAGGUGACGAGGUGUGAGGAUCACCUCGGCUCUGACAAGCUGUCUGAGCUCCUGUCUCAGCUGGGCGGCAGAGUGAUCCCUGUGGUCGCCCUGCUGAACCUCUGCUCCGCUCCAAAGCCAGACUCUGGCUUCAGGAGGGAGACCUUCACAUUCAAGUCCAGCGUUGGAUACCUGCUGUCCUCUGAAAGCCUCCACCGCCUGGCCUUCCCUGUCGUAGGCGGCGUGCUGCGGUGGGAGCAAGGUGAGCGGACUCAGAGCUGUGGCGUCCUGGUUGAACCAGUGUCCCGCAGACAGAAGCUCCUCCCAGAGCCGGUGGACGUGUGUCUGAAGGGAGUGCUGCAGGGCUGGGACGACUCCUCGCUCACUCAGACCUCCACAGAGUCCUGGGUGCUUCAGUGUUCCAGCAGCAGUGAAACAGAAGCUGCUGCUGCCUUCCAGCACCUCCUCUCAGAGCUGUCUGCUCACGCUCUGCACAUGCUCUCUGAGGUGAAUGACGGCGGCCUGGUGCUCUCGGCCGUCCUCUCCCCGCUGUCACACACCACAGCUCUGCUCAGCGUCCUCCAGGCUGGAGACACGCAGCACCAACAGGUCCUGACCACCGGGACCACCGAGACCAUCGCAGCAGAAACCUCCGCUGAGCUGCCAGAAGUUGUGAGCAGCGUUCUGGGCGUAGUGUACGACAUCAUGGAGGAGGAUGGUGACGCUGCUGAUGACCAGCCAGUGGAGCCUCCGGUCCCUGAGUGGGCUCAGCAGGAGGUCAGUCACUGCUCCCUGACAGCAGGAGUCCUGGAGAGCUGGUUCCCUCAGUCAGACCAGUCAGGAGUCAGCUCCCAUUUAAUGGAGUCAAUGAGGUUGCUGCAUGCAGCGCCGGAGCAGAGAGAGGAGGAGGAGCUGUCCCUCCUGCAGCAGGAGGUGAUCACUGGUCUGGCUGAGUUGUAUCAGACAUCGCGGGGUGGAGACGCCAAGAGGGGCAAGAAACGUGGCGCCCAGCGAACGCCGGUGAAGCAGAAGAUGAAGACCAUGAGCCGCUCGCUGCAGAUGCUGAACGUGGCGCGGCUGAAUGUAAAAGCCCAGAAGGAGGCUGAGCAGCUGGGGGCCGAGGGCCGGGGCCCCGAGAGGCCGGGGAAGAGACGAUCACAUGACAAGAACAAAUCGGGAGCAGCGAACACAAUCAGUUUCAGCAGCGAGGAGGAGCUUCUGUCCCAUCUGAAGUCCAGCUACGAGAAGACGAUAGCAGAGAGAGACGCGUCCCUCGUCUCUGCUGUCCAGCUGCUGCUGCUGGCUGUCAAAACUUUCCUGGCAACAGAAUCAGACCUGCAGGUGAAGACCUCCCUGUUUGUCCAGCAACAUCUCCUCAAGACCAGCAAGUCGAUCAGACAGCUGCACGGCUCGGCAGCUGAUGUCGACAGUAAAGUCAGAGACUGCCAGCUUCAGGUGUUGCUGAGGCUCGAGUUGUGCAGACUUUUCUCCACGGAGCCGUCUGACUCACUGGAUGUGGAUCAGAUGGCAGAGGAGGUGGCUGAGAUGCUGAGGAUAAUCUCCCUGAGUAAAGACCCAGUUUUCCUGGCAAGGUUCCUUGAAGACGAGGUCCUCCCAGGGUUCCUGACCGCCGUCCCCAGAGUGCUGGCAGACGUCUACCACAGUCUGGGCACGCAGCUCCCCGAGGCUCUGGUGGCCGUUCUGCCUGCUGACUUCUUCAGCGACGAGUCGGUGGCCAAGGACAGCGUUUCCCCUUCAGCCUCCUCCCCUCCUCUCUCCACACACAGCCUGCUGGCAGACGGCAGAGAUCGCCUGCAGGAUCUGAGAAACCGCUCGGCCAACAAGAGGAGGAGUGGGAUGCUGACUCGUCAUCGCAGUAUGACUGAAUCAUCACAGAGUCUUCGUCAAAUCGAGAUCCCCAAAAAGACAACAAGAGCUUCCAAAUCAAAGAUCAGUGUUCCUUUGGAAAAACCUGCUGUUGAACCACCGCCUCAACCCCAGAAACAAGAAACACAAGAGGUAACGAAGGUCAGAAGAAACCUGUUCAACCAAGAGAUGGUUUUCCCCUCAAAGAAAGCCAAGCUGCCGAGGAGCCAGUCAGUGUCGGCCGUGGAAGGAAUGAAACGCAAGAGAUCUCGCGAAUCUGAAGAGAGGCACAAACUUCUGACAAAGAAGGUGUGUGAGACGCCGCUCCACAAGCAGGUGUCCAGCCGGCUCCUGUACCGGCAGAAAAUGGGACGGAGUUCUGUCGCUACUGAGGAGUGUAUCGUAGAAGAGUCACCAGUCAAACCUGCAGAAGACCUGAGAAGAAGCCCGAGGCUGAAGAAGUUUGCUCGAAGACACUCGGACGUCUUCUACUCAAGUUCUCAACCUCGCUCACGUAACCUGGACAGAGCUCUGAAUGCAUCCCAGAAUACUCUCAGCGACGGAAAAAUCAGUGGGAUUAACGUGAAAACAGUUCGGUCUCCCAUGCGUCUUCUUUUUGGAGCUGCUGAUUCCCCGACUCGUCCGUCUGACAGGUCCUAUUCAACCAGAGCCACCAGGUCACGGCUGUCUACAGACUCCAGUGUCUUUGAGAGUCCAGUUAAAACUCCAACAAAGUCCCCCGGCAGACGUGGGAGGGCCUUGCAAGGGCCUUCCACACCCAGAACACCCAGGACCCCUCGAACCCCUCGAACCCCAGGGUCCCCCAAAACCCCUCCUCCCUCCAGGAAGCGUGUUUUCUCUGCUGCAGAGAGUCCUGUGGCAGGCAGCUCUCGGGACCUGGGCGUGUCUCUGAGAGGAAGUCCUUUCAGGUCUCCAGCCAGACAGACUCUGGUGGUAGAAACACCUACGAAGGAGAGUCCCAUGAGGAGCCCUCUGAAGAGUAUUCUCAGGACUCCGGUCAAAUCUUUGGCUGAAUUCAACUCCCCCUCUGGAUUACAUGUUCUCAAUAGCCCCGUUUCCAAGACUCCCAAAAAGACCGUCACAUGGUCUCCAUCCCCUCGGAAACGUCGACCUGCAGAGAGCGGCGCUGAUUUCAAGGUGCCAGAGUCGCCUCGUGUGGCCCCUCGCUCUUCACAGAGACUCUUUAAAACAUCCACCGCGUUCAGUAGUCCGGUCAAAACCACAAACACUAAGAGAGACGUUUUCAAGACCCCAGAAAAGACUGCAAAUACUUUACAGGAAAGAACUCUGAGGUCUACGGAAAAACUUCUCAAAACGCCUGAAAAAGACCCAGUUAAUCGCCUGGAGAUGCCUCCUCCACAGUCCACACCUCCUCUAGACCGCCACGUCUCACCCAAACCCAACACUAGAACUCAAACCAAGACCCCCAGCCCUCCUCACACGAUGGCUACUCGCUCUGGAAGAACUCCAGGCAAAAGUUCAAACAUUGCGUCCCCAUGUAAGACAGUAUUAACGCCAAGAAAAGGUUCUGCUGUUCCAGAAAGGGCCGAUACUUCAGUGAAGUCUCCGGUAAAGUCCCUGACAAGAACGCGGCCGGGUCAAGGCGCCGGGACCCCCAGACGUAACUUAAGAUCCCGGUCUGGUGAGAACGUUCCCUCCAAGCUGAACACAGAAUCCACUGAGAACUGUGACCUCGCGGGAAAGAACGUGCAGUCGGAUAGAAAAGAAGAAGUACAAGUUGAAACUUCCCAAACAUCCGACUCCAGUUCUCACACAGACUCUCAGCAGUUUGACUCGUCUCAGUUGGCGUCCACAGAAGACGACAGCAUGGACAUCGUAGAUGCUGCAGUGGUAAAGACGCAGUUCAGCGGAGGAAUCAAGAUGAACAUCAGUUUUUCACGGAAGCCCUCAAAGUCCGGUGAAGACUUUUUGUCGGACGCCGUCUCUCCUAAAUCACGUGGUACACCUGGUCGGAGCUACGGCUUCCGGAAGACUCCAGACCGCCAACAGCGAGAGGCCGCCGCUCGUUUAGGGUACGGAAAUGAUUCUCCUCGGUUUUCAACCCCCAGAGGCCCGGCAAGACCCAGUAAACAAAAGGGCCUGGGUACUCCGAAUUCCCUGACCUACCAAGUAGAAAUGGAAAUGCAAACAUCAGGACUUCCAAAGCUCAAAUUCAAACGCACGGACUCCAUGAGCACGGGCGACUCGGCCUCAGACGGAGGUCCUCGAUCAGGAACUCAAAGCCCUUUAGUUGGUGUGAAACCUUCCCAGCUGGAGAGCCCUUUGGCCUUCUUCUCCAAGCACAGAGACCCUGGAUGCGUCUCGCCAUCCGUCUGUACUCACGGCACCCCCGCCAAGAGCACGCCCGGGAAAGGUGGGAGCGUCCAGACUUACAUCUGCCAGUCCUACACGCCGACUCGCCAUCCUGCAGGAACCAUGUCUCCGGUGGCGGUGGCAGACACCAUUCCCCUGACGCCGUCGCCUCAGAGCAUGGGGAAGGCCACCCCGGACAACCUCAACAGCUGGCCUCGCAGGAAGAGGGCUCAGGUGGGAGUGGUCGGGGGCAGAGACCGGGGCCUGAAGGGGGAGCCUCUGCUGGUCGAGCUGCUGGAGGAAGCUGAGCUCGGUGUCAGCAGGUUACAGGACGUUGAGGACACGGAGGAACCCUCAAACAACAAGGCUACAAUGUUAGGUUUCGCCUCUAAACAGUCGCCCCGAGUUGGAGCCGACGCUUCUCCUCUUUCUCCUCUGGAGGACUUGAACUGGAUGGAGAAGCUGGCUCAGCAGGCCGACUGUGAUCCUCAGAGAGCCGAGGAAGACGUCGUCUGGGCCGCUGGAGACGGCAAGUCAGCAGCAGCGACUCCUCCCAGCUCUAAGGUGAGGAAGCCGGUGACAGCCAGUGGGAUUUUGGCGCUCACCAACUCUCCGUUGUUGUUUAAGGGCAGAACGGGCUCUGCUAGUAAGAGAACGCCAAGUUUUAAAGAUGAAGCAACUUCAGGGCGGAGAGUGGAAGCUGACGGAGGGGACGUCUCUCCCUUCAGCCAGCCAAUCAGACGCUCCACCACAGGAAAGACCUACAGCAGGAAGAGGCUGCUGCCCUGAACCACACAGCUCAGUGUCUGUCCACUCACUCUCAUCUUUCUCACACUCAUUCUGUCUGAAGGCCGAUCUGAAAGAUGCUGUUCAAGCACCACUUGAAAGACUCCGCAGACGAAUGAAUGUCCCUUUCAUUCUCCAACACCAACACUUUUUAACCCCGACACCUUCUCUUCUGAGCAGAGGCUUUUAUUUUAACCAGGACGUUUUAAGAUCACAGGAAGCUUCAGCUCUGUGCGUCUAAAACGGUUCCUCUUCAUGAUUUUAUCAUUAAGUCUUCGUGUUUCUGCACGGAGCCUCGGAAGCUAAAAUGCUGGAAUUUUACAAUCAAGUCUAAAGUCUAAAUACUAUACAUGUUUAUUUAUUAGUUUGUGUUUUUUUUUUUCCGUGAACUUGCUUUUAAGUAAAAGGGAAGGGUUUGUAAAUAUCUUAUGUUGCCAAAGUCUUAUGUAAAUAAAUAUCAGUUUUCUCAA
Molecule: messenger RNA, 6469 nt
Organism: Centropristis striata (black sea bass)
Lineage: Eukaryota; Metazoa; Chordata; Actinopteri; Perciformes; Serranidae
Gene: ticrr
Product: TopBP1-interacting, checkpoint, and replication regulator
Exons: 22
Coding region: 363-6002 (1879 amino acids)
Biological process (GO): regulation of DNA-templated DNA replication initiation; mitotic DNA replication checkpoint signaling; response to ionizing radiation
Cellular component (GO): nucleus
Molecular function (GO): chromatin binding
Source: RefSeq, a predicted model, not a curated record